This is a messenger RNA of Betta splendens (Siamese fighting fish), 3052 nucleotides long. RefSeq names its product tumor necrosis factor receptor superfamily member 1A. The transcript has 10 exons. Gene Ontology annotation, biological process: signal transduction. Lineage: Eukaryota; Metazoa; Chordata; Actinopteri; Anabantiformes; Osphronemidae. The record is from RefSeq and is a predicted model, not a curated record. Gene Ontology annotation, cellular component: plasma membrane. The coding region runs from base 1199 to 2422 and encodes 407 amino acids. Gene Ontology annotation, molecular function: protein binding.
GCGAACUCUUCUAUAACCAGUGGACAAUGACACAGUAAUAUGCUGUAAAAGUAAAGUGUCCUACAUUUUAAAUGUCAGCGGGGUGAAUCUGUCUUAACUUUUUGCUUCCCUAAUCUUUAUUUCAAUAAAGUGUCACAGGGGCCAGUGUCAGUUUCAAAACUGCAGUUUAAAACAGUGUAUGAACUACAUGAAAGCGUUUUAAGAUGAAGUUGCGGUUUUCAGCUCUAUGAUGAACCAGCAGGAGUGUUAUAAUGUAUGUAUGUAGAACAUCCUCUGCGUUAACAUACACCAUGAAACACUUUUGUUAUAUUGACUUUGAUUUUUUUUAACAUUCAGUAUUCAACCUCUGAAUAUUAAUAAAUUAUCCUAAAGUACUACUGUAGUUAAAGUGCUUACUUUGUCAUAAUGCGUGUAACUGACUUUGUGUUUGCCAGUGUUCUAAAUCUUAAAUUGACCUUUUUAAAUGUACACAUCUUAAAUGGCAGCUUGUACUUGUGCAGGCGUCGCUGCACGGUGGCAUCUGCCGGCGUUUGUUGCCCUCAGAUGUGGCGCUUGAUAAGGCAUUGCUACAGCUCACAGGGUCACAAAGACCACCCCCACACCCCCCCAACGCUUGAUUACACUCAGCACUCAAACUGCAAAGUGCUGCUUUUUACUCCAGCUUUUAAAAACAGCAGUAAAUCCACGCGUAACUGUUCACGCGUGGAUUUAAAAAAAAAAAAACAGGUUCAAAUGAACUUUGCAUCUCGUCGAUGAGGAUGCCGGCUUUGCAAGCGCUUAAUUAGGAGACGAUAUUUGCACGGAGGUGGUUCAUGUGCUGCUUACUGUCCUCCCUGUGUGAACUUGUUUUCAAGAAGUUCGGAGGAAUGCACAGGAGUGAGCCCGAGGAGCCGCUCGCGAUACAGUCAGCGAUGCUGUCACUGUGUGUGUGGGAUGUUGUGUGAUUUCACCAUGUUUCCUGUCUCUCACACCACUUCUGUGAAGACUCCAAAGAAGUGACAGCUCUGACCUACAAACACUCAGGCUUCCUCUAACGCGUGCUUUGACUCAGCUUUAAAGGAAACCUUCUGCCGCCUUAAGGUCAGAAUGCCUCCUCCCGUCGAUGCGUGUAGCGAUGCCUGCUCCUAAUGAUCACUGCCUGCCGCUGUUCUGACCCGACGUUGGCUGCUCCGCUUCCUUGCGGUUUUACUCAUCCAACAUGAACUUUGUCUCGGCCUUCCCGCUGAUGCUCGCCAUCCUCUCCAGGGGACACAGUCUAAUAACGGCGAUCGGCGAGGCCCCCGGGACAUGCUUCAAGAUGUGUCCGGCUGGGUUUCACAAGAGCGGCGAGUGCAGCGAUCCGUCUGAUGGCGCCGCACGGUACAAAUGUGAGCGAUGUGGUAGUAACUCAUUCACAGAGAAAGAAAACUACACCCCGGAGUGUGAAAGGUGUCACCCGUGUGGUUCGUACCAGGAAGUCAUAAAGCCCUGCACCUCCAGCAGCAACGUGAAGUGUGACUGUAAGAGGGGGUACUACAACAAGAACACAAAUUCGUCCGGCAGUGAAAUGGACUGCAGGGCGUGCAAUAGUAGUAGAGUUCCUCCAUUAGACACACCUGGCUAUCAUGACUACAUACGGAAGUGUAAGCCAUGCCAAAGCUCCGAGUGUCUGAAGAAACCAGCGUGUCGAGGGCGCGAGUGUGAAGCAACUACCUCUGCACCUCCGUCUUCAACGGCGCCCACGAGCACGACGAGCCGGACUUCAGCUGUGAAGAACCCCAUACAGCCGGUUGCUCUGAACGGGGGCCACGUGUCCUGGUUGGUGUGGUUGGCCGUGACCUUCGCCGCCGUCUCGGGGCUCCUGCUGCUCCGGAGGCUGUUCGGGGCCCCGGAGAGCUGCCUCUACUGGAGGAUCCAGAAAGCUGUGACGCGCUGCAAGGACGACCCCAAGCUCAACGAACAACCCAGUCAUCAAGACAACGCCUCGACCACACUGACAAUAAACCCAUGCGAGGAAACUCCCGCGAAGACUCUUAGUCAGAGUCUGUCCCCAUCAGAAGAUCCAGCCCCCACCAGGGUCCUGUUGCCAAGCAACGAAGCCAGAGCUGCCAAGCAGGACGAGACUUCGAAGGACUGGCCCGCCAUCGUCCUCUACGCCAUCAUCAAGGAGGUCCCGCUGCGGCGGUGGAAGGAGUUCCUGCGCCUCCUGUCGGUGGCCGAUGAGCAGCUGGAGCGGGUGGAGCUGGAGGCGGGUCUGGGCCCGGGCUCCAUGGAGCGGCAGUACCAGAUGCUCCGGCUGUGGAGCCAGCGCGCCUCCGCCAGCCUGGACGACGUCUUCGCGGCCCUGCACUACAUGGAUCUUUCUCGGCGCGCGGAGUUGCUGGAGGAGAGCCUGGAGAGUCUGCCGUGGAGGAGUGACACGAAGCAGGGCGUCACGGCCUGAGGGACGCCCACGCUGUCUGAGACGGACAUUAAUAACUCUACACACAAAAGUGCAGCGUCUUCAGUGCCCCACUAUUUGUUAUGUAGCUUUACAGUCUAAACUAAGGUUACAUUGCGUUAGUGUUGAAAAUUUCACCCACCUGUAACCAGAGAGUUUCACCUUUUUAUACAUAUUAAUAUAUUAUUUAUUUGAUCUCCAAAUGUACACUUUACAUGCAGACUGCUUAUAUAGGAAAUACUAGAAUUGCUUCUUCAGUUAUUAUUCAGGAUUAUUACAGGUUAUAAUAGCUGUGAAACCAGACAUCAUAACUAACUAUGUGUCUAUUUAUCUCUAUGGCACAGAUGAGUAAGCGAGAGAACCAGACACGAGCCACUGCUUGUUUUACUCCGCUUUUUGUUGACAAUAACAGACUGAUAUGGCUGAAAUGGCUUUCUGAAGAAAGACGUCAUGCCUGCUGAUGUUCAGGAAGUACUCUAGUAACAGCCACCGCCUGUAGGUGGGGAAAGUUUACGAGAAAAAAGCGGAAUCUACUGAUAAUAACACGUAUGUUGACAGCUCUGCUGUCAUUAAAUAAUGGCAGCAGAACGUGCACUGUAACAAGUAAAAGGCGUGUUAAAUACUUGAACUUCA